This is a messenger RNA of Ostreobium quekettii, 414 nucleotides long. NCBI's taxonomy places the organism in Eukaryota, Viridiplantae, Chlorophyta, Ulvophyceae, Bryopsidales, Ostreobiaceae. The record is from the annotation of a GenBank genome assembly.
AUGCAGGUGCAGAAGCAAUCUUCAGGUUGUGCGUCGAGUUGUACCAAACCAGUCACUUCAUAUCAAUUUGGCCUUUGGAACAGCAAGGUUUCCUUGGUUCUUGCUGUGGGUGUUCCAUUGAAGGCACACAUGUGUGGUCCCUUGUUGUGCUUCAGGCCGAUCACUGCUGAGGAUGUCAAGGCAGCAGCUGUAGUAAUCACAAGGGCAUUUGCAGCAACACCAGAAGGUGUGCCAGUGGCAGAUGUCAGGUAUGCAACGCAGCCACAUGCUGCACAGUUUUCCUCCAUGCACACACAUCCGGGCAUGCAUGAAGUGCUUGAAGUACAUUGCUGGAAUCUGUUAGGCACCUGCUUGGCCAAAUGUCCUGAUGGCAACUUGAUGCAGUCGCAACUUACUAAUGUGUCAGUUAUUUAG